Messenger RNA from Pyrgilauda ruficollis (rufous-necked snowfinch), 684 nucleotides. The record is from the annotation of a RefSeq genome assembly. NCBI's taxonomy places the organism in Eukaryota, Metazoa, Chordata, Aves, Passeriformes, Passeridae.
AUGAACCUAAGCUUCUUUGACCAAUUCUCAAGCCCAUCACUCCUAGGAAUUCCAUUAAUUCUCAUCUCAAUAGUAUUCCCAGCCCUUCUCCUUCCCUCCCUAGACAACCGAUGAAUCACCAACCGCCUAUCAACCCUACAACUCUGAUUCAUUAACCUAGUCACAAAACAACUAAUAAUGCCCCUAAAUAAAAAAGGACAUAAAUGGGCCCUAAUCUUAACAUCCCUCAUAAUUUUCCUUUUACUAAUCAACCUCCUAGGGUUACUACCAUACACAUUCACCCCAACCACCCAACUAUCCAUAAACCUAGCCUUAGCAUUCCCCCUAUGACUUGCCACCCUCCUGACAGGCCUACGAAACCAACCAUCUGCCUCCUUAGGCCACCUCCUUCCAGAAGGUACUCCAACUCCACUAAUCCCAGCCCUAAUCCUAAUCGAAACAACAAGUCUACUCAUUCGCCCACUAGCCCUGGGAGUGCGAUUAACAGCCAACCUGACAGCAGGUCACCUACUCAUUCAACUCAUCUCCACAGCCACAACAGCCCUAUUCUCAACAAUACCAGUAGUCUCUCUACUAACCCUACUAGUUCUAUUCUUACUAACAAUCCUAGAAGUAGCAGUAGCAAUAAUUCAAGCCUACGUCUUUGUACUUCUAUUAAGUCUCUACCUACAAGAAAACAUCUAA